Messenger RNA from Apaloderma vittatum (bar-tailed trogon), 4767 nucleotides. Its product is annotated as ATP-binding cassette sub-family A member 9-like. The transcript has 39 exons. Lineage: Eukaryota; Metazoa; Chordata; Aves; Trogoniformes; Trogonidae. Gene Ontology annotation, molecular function: ATP hydrolysis activity; lipid carrier activity; ATP binding. Gene Ontology annotation, biological process: transmembrane transport; lipid transport. The record is from RefSeq and is a predicted model, not a curated record. Gene Ontology annotation, cellular component: intracellular membrane-bounded organelle; membrane.
AUGCAGGGGAUGUUCAAGAGAGCCUCAAAGGUAUUGCAGCAAACCCGUGUCCUCCUGUGGAAAAAUAUUCUCCUGGUGUGGCGGAUGAAGACAGAAAGUUUUCAGGAAUGGGUCUCGUCAGUGUUUUUUUUCUUAAUAAUGACAACAUAUAUGUCACCCGAUUAUCAGUGGCAGGAAAGUCCUCUUGACUUCCUCGGGCGAUUGGAUGAUCCAGCCUUUAAUGCUACGGGAGUCAAGCUGGUCUACACGCCGGUGACCAACACCACCAGGAGACUGAUGAGAAAAGUGUCUUCAGACUCUGUGCUGACGGGUGUAAUUAUAGAAGAGGUGGAAAAUGAGGAAGAAGUGGAAGGAGCAUCUUUGGAGGAAGAUGUUAUCGGUGUCGUUUUUAAGGAUGACUUCUCCUACUCCCUGAGAUUUGAAAGCAACAGGGUGAUGUUUCCAGAUGAUGCUUUCGAACACAUCGAUAUCUGCCUAAAUUACUCCUCAGAUGACUGCAAAUCUCCUCUGUACUGGCAUGCAGGUUUCCUAUCGGUGCAGUCCAGCAUUGAUGCAGCAGUGAUAGAAAUGAAAACAAACCAUUCGGUCUGGGAAGAGAUGAAGUCCCUUAGCGCCAUCCGUCUGAAAUCGCCCUUGAUCAAACCUGUGUCUAAACUGGAUCAUAUUUAUUUCGUUAUUUCUGUUGAAUUGUGCUUCUCCCCGUUCAUGUACUUUUUGUCGGUGAGAGUUCUAAGAGAGAAAAAGAAGCUCAAGGUAUUAAUGAAAGCAAUGGGUUUGCAAGACACCGCGUUCUGGUUAUCCUGGAGCUUGCUGUACACCAUCUACAUUUCAGUAAUGUCAAGUCUGCUGGCAUUGAUGACGAUUGAAGGGGUCACUCAUGAUCGCAAAUUUUUUGAAAUAUAUUUUUCUUAUUUCUUCUAUGGCAUAGCAUCUAUUCACUUCUGGUUCGUACUCAUCUCCUUAUUAAAGAAGCCAAAUAUUGCCAGUUUUGUGGGGUUUUUCCUUCAUGCCAUCAGUGGGUUGCUGAGCCCUUUGACAUUGUUUGAAAAGCUACCACCAUCUUUGCAUUGGAUUUUUAAUCUCUUCAGUCCUUUUGCCUUCACAGCUGGCAUCUCAAAGAUAAUAAAACUGGAAAAAUACGGAGCAGCCUUUACACCAGAACCGAACCCUUUCUUUAACCUCUACGCCAUACUGAGCCUUGAUAGUGUCUUGUAUUUGCUCUUGGCCAUCUACUUUGAUAAGAUUCUGCCUGGCAAGUACGGAGUUCCGUACCCACCCUCCUUCUUCCUGAGACCGUCGUACUGGUUGAAGCCCAGGGGUGGGUACGUGGGUGUGCGAGCUGGUGGUGAUCCUACCCACAGCCAUAACACCGAGCCGAUGCCUCCAGGCUUUGAUGGGAAGGAAGCAAUCAGACUAAACAGUAUUAAAAAAAUAUACAAGAAGAAGGACAAGAGAACUGAAGCUUUAAGUGGUUUGUCCUUAAGUAUAUACGAAGGCCAGAUCACUGCAUUACUCGGUCACAGUGGAUCUGGAAAAACUACUCUUUUGAAUGUGCUCAGUGGAUUUUCCAAGCCUUCAGCUGGUUCUGCAACGAUAUACAACUACAAAGUUUCUGAAGUACAGGAUAUGGAAGGAAUUCAGGCAAUGAUUGGGGUUUGCCCCCAGUUAAAUUUGCAUUUUGAAGCCUUAACAGUGAAGGAAAACCUGAUAACUUUUGCUCACAUCAAGGGGAUUCAACGGAAAGAAGUAGAGCAAGAGGUGCAGAAAGUUCUCACGACGCUGGACCUCACCGACCUUCAGGACGUUCGCGCCAAUGCUCUGAGUGGGGCACAAAAAAGAAAAUUGUCUCUUGGAAUUGCAAUUUUAGGGAAUCCCCAGGUGUUGCUUUUAGAUGAGCCGACGGCUGGGUUGGAUCCCUGCUCCAGGCACCACGUGUGGAGCCUUCUGAAGGAACGCCAGGCUGGACGUGUGACGCUCUUCACCACCCAGUCCAUGCAGGAGGCCGAUGCUCAUGCUGAUCGGAAAGCUUUCCUCUCAAAUGGGAGAUUACAGUGUGUUGGCUCAUCUGUCUACUUGAAGAGAAAAUGGGGAAUUGGCUAUCACUUAAGGAUGUGCAUAAAUGACCUGUGUGACCCUGAGCUUGCAUCAUCCCUGGUCAGACAGUACGUCCCCGAUGCUGCGCUCAAGGGACAGAAGCAGGGUGAGCUGUGUUACUCACUGCCUCUGGAAAACACCGAGAGCUUCCCAGAUCUGUUCAGCCAUCUCGAGAGCAGUCUUUUGCAGGGGGUUGUUAAUUAUGAAGUUGGCAGGACAACCCUGGAAGAUGUUUUCCUGAAGCUGCAGGGUGAGGAAGCCGGCGAUCCAGAAGAAGAUAGAGACCUUGAGGAGAAGGACUGGAGCUUUCCAGGCUUGUCCGAAGAGGGGAAGGUGGCAGCGAGCGGGAUGGCUCUCUGGAGGCAGCAAGUGUGUGCCAUAAUGAGAGUUCGCUUCUUAAAACUAAAGCACGACGGAAAAUUUCUCAGGUCCAUGCUGCUGUUCUUUGGAAUAUUUAUCCUUCCAGUGCUGGUGAUUCUCCUUGUAAUACAACUGUUGGACAGCUUUAAGGACUUUGAAAUCAGGGCUAGCAAGUAUUUUCUCCCCACUGAAGAGAAAAUUCAAAACAAGUCAACAAAUCUUCUCAUCCUCAAUGACACAGGAUCACAAAUUGAAGAUUUCAUUGCUGCUUUGAAGACUCAGAACAUAAUCCCAGAAAUAAGUCUUGAGGAAAACAUCACAAGCAUUCCACUGCAUAACGGAGCUAUAAAAAUAUCCCUGGAAGGCAAGAGCUACCGAUUCACGGUCAUGUGUGGCAUCGAACCCAUCAACUGUUUCCCCGUGCUCGUGAACAUCCUCAGCAACACCUUCCUAAGGCUCUUCAACUCCACUGCCCGCAUCCGUAUCUGGAGCGACCCCUUUUACAACACAGAAAUCUCAGAAGUAGAGAACGAUGUGUUUUUCUUCUGUCUCAGCUACAUGCUGACCCUGGCUGCUGGUUUGCCUCCUCACUUUGCAGUGAGCAGCAUGGAGGAUUACAAGCUCCAGGCUCGUGCCCAGCUGCGGCUCGCGGGGCUCUUCCCCUCGGCGUACUGGUGUGGGCAGGUGCUGGUGGACGUCCCGCUCUUCUGGAUCCUGAUGUGCCUGAUGUUCGGGGUUGUGCUACUCGUGAGCGGCGUCUGCCCCUUGCAAGCCAGCUCCAUUGUGCUCUUGAUCGUUUGCGUCAUCGGUUAUGGGGUAUCUCUUGUUCUCCUCGUCUAUUUAAUUACCUUUAAAUUUCGCACGGGGCGAAGCAAUCGUUACAUUUGGUCUCUCAUCUUCAUUCUGGUGAAUUUAAUUCUCUAUAUGCACAGUGACCUACAUGACGCGCUUUGCUUCACCUUCUCUAUUUUGUUUCCUGUGUUUCCACUGCUGGGCUGGCUGAUCUUCACUACACCACAUUCAUCCUGGUUUACCUAUAUCGGACUUCUUGAGUCAUGGAAUCACAUCUUCGUGGCUGUCUUUGCACCUUUCAUCCAUUGUGUGAUUUUCGCUUUCAUCCUGCGCUGUUUGGAGAUGAGAUAUGGAGAAGCAGUUCUGAACCUUGAUCCCAUCUUCAGGAUCCAGCAGAGGAGAGCGGUCGCCCACCAGAACAGGGACCACCCAGGGGAAGAGUCCCCAGAGGUCCAGGCAGAAAGGGAGCGGACGAGGAGCGUGAUUGCAUCCCUGCAGCAGGAGGAGUCAGUUAUAGUCGUCAACUGUUUGCGCAAGGAAUAUGAAGACAAGAAAGCCAGUUCCAUCUUUAAGAAAAAGAAGAAAACUGCUAUCAAAAACCUCUCAUUUAGUGUUAAAAAAGGAGAAGUAUUAGGUCUGCUAGGAUCCAACGGAGCUGGAAAAACCACGACCAUACACAUGAUUUCUGGAGACAUCACGGCGACAGCUGGUGAGGUGCUGCUCAGGGGCAGCGAUGGAGCCGGGUGCUGCCCCCAGCGCAACCCGCUCUGGCCGGACCUUGGGGUGCAGCAACAUCUGGAGGCGUACGCUGCCGUGAGAGGGAUGAGCAAAGGGGAUGCUGCUGUUGUCAUCAGCCGCAUAGCAAAGGCCUUGGAUCUCCAGAAGCAUUUAAAAACCCCAGCUAGGAGGUUAUCUGCUGGAGAAGCCAGAAAGCUGUGCUUUGCCCUGAGUGUCCUGGGAGCUCCAACGGUGAUGCUUUGGGACGAGCCGUCGGUGGGCAUGGACCUGAAAGGGCAGCGCCAGAUGUGGUGAGCAGCCCCGCCAGAGAAAGUGGUUCGGGCUGCCCUGAAAAGCAAGGAGCGGGCAGCCGUGCUCAGCACGCGGGACCUGGAGGAGGCGGCGGCGGUGUGUGGCCGGGUGGCCGUCCUGUCCGCGGGGCAGCUACGGUACAUUGGUUCCCUUGAGGAUCUGAAAAGUAAGUUGGGCACAAGUUACCACCUAGAAGUCAAAGUGAUGGAUGUGGGCCAGAGCGAUGCUCUCCACGCUGAAAUUUUGUGCCUCUUCCCCCACGCAGCUCGGCAGCAAAGGACUUCUUCUUUGCUCAUCUACAAGAUACCGAUGGAGGAUGCGCUGCCUCUGUCCCAGUCUUUCUCCAAGCUAGAAGCAGCUAAACAGAAUUUUGGGCUUGAGGAGUACAGCUUGUCGCUGCACACUUUGCAACAGGGACUUCUGGACUUGGAGGAGCAUGACCUGGACACAGCAUCCGACGGGGCCAUGGAGCAGAGACUGUUUCAGCCCUGA